UCCUCUGUGUUACGUUUGGGGAAGUUGCUCAAUAUCGGAAAUUUUACAAAACUGCGGGCAAAAUAUAAGUUUGCUGUUGUUCUGCUUUUCAGUGUGUUCAGAGAGGAAUAAUUAACACCCAGACAUAAACACGAUGUCAUCAUGACGGUCGAGUAAAAAGUUUUUGUCGGGAUAUCUCGCAGGAUGGACAAAUCGGUAACUUCCGCUACUUAUAUUCGUAACAUCAGUUAUGGUGUGCGUCGCCAGUUGUCGGAUUUUUUGGAUCCUCAGGACAGCUGGAAAGAUGUAGUGGUGUCUAUAAAGAAACCCAGUGGAGAGCCCAGGUACAGUCAGCAUCAUAUCAGGAGGUUUGAGCGUCUCGUGGCCCAGGGUCGGAGUCCCACCGUGGAGCUGCUCAAUGACUGGGGAACCACCAACAGCACAGUGGGUGAACUUGUGGACAUUUUGAAGAGUCACAAGUUACUGGCUGCUGCUAAUCUUUUGCUGCCUGACACAGUGGUAGAGGUGACAUCAGCAGAAACGCUGCAGAUCUCCUCAGCAGAAAGACACAGCGACCUUCCAACCAGACUACUGGAGGAGAGAGAACCGCAGCCGCCACCUGUCACCUCUAAUCUGCAGCCUCAGAUACCGCAGAACACCGAACCAGCACACACAGAGUUGUCCAGUUUCUUGUACAGUGAGCUGAGGAGGAUCACUGGAAAUUUUGAUGACCGCUCCCUGUCAGACGGCGGCAGCCGACUUGGAGAAGGAGGCUUUGGGACGGUGUACAAAGGUUUCCUGAACAACAGACCGGUCGCAGUGAAGAAACUCAAUCCAGUGGAUGACAUGCCACUGGACAAGCUGCAAGUUCAGUUCCACCAAGAGAUCCAAACUCUCAGCGUGUUGAAACACGAGAACUUGGUUGACAUGCUUGGGUUUUCCUGUGAUGAACAGCACCUGUGCAUAGUGUACGCCCUCAUGUCCAAUGGCUCUCUGCUGGACCGACUAGCUUGCUUGGAAGGAAGUCCUCCGCUGUCCUGGCACCAGAGAUGCUUGAUAGCAGAAGGAACAGCGAGAGGUUUGGAAUAUCUGCACUGCAACCAUCAUGUCCACAGAGAUGUUAAAAGUGCAAACAUCCUCUUAGACGAAAACUUUGUGGCUAAGAUCUCAGAUUUCGGGCUGACAAGAGCUUCGGCCAAUCAGACGUCGACAACUAUGAUGACGGAGAGGAUUGUUGGUACUUGUGCUUACAUGGCACCUGAGGCACUAAGAGGAGAGAUCACACCAAAAUCUGACGUCUUCAGUUUUGGAGUGGUGUUGUUAGAAAUAUUGUCUGGACUCCCGCCAUCUGAUGACAACCGGGAGCCACAGUUCUUGAUGGAUGUGAGGUAUGAAAUAGAUGAUGAAGAUGAGAAGCUGACUCUGGAGGAUUUUCUGGACAAAAAGAUGAGAGACUGGCAACUGAGCCACGCGGCGACUAUCUACUCUCUGGCCUGUCACUGCCUGCAUGAUAGGAAAAACAGACGACCAGUCAUCAAACAGGUUCUUUCAGAGAUUCGUGGAGUUGUCAAAAGCGUUUCACUGGAGUCAGACGUGUGACUGAAGCAGAGCAUCCUGGGGAUUUCUCAGCCAUCUCGUCAGAGCACACUGACAAAUGUAUUUUUAUUUGCAGCGGUUUUAUAUGAAUGAAUGUUUCUUGUUGACUGUGAUGAACCAAAAUAUUUUUACAUCAGAUUUUGUAAUAAAAAAAAAUCCUGUGUCCUGUA
Amphiprion ocellaris (clown anemonefish) is the source of this 1745-nucleotide messenger RNA. It is a transcript of the gene irak4, whose product is annotated as interleukin-1 receptor-associated kinase 4. Gene Ontology annotation, molecular function: ATP binding; magnesium ion binding; protein serine/threonine kinase activity. The coding region runs from base 184 to 1578 and encodes 464 amino acids. The transcript is spliced from 11 exons. Gene Ontology annotation, biological process: protein phosphorylation; signal transduction. Lineage: Eukaryota; Metazoa; Chordata; Actinopteri; Pomacentridae. The record is from RefSeq and is a predicted model, not a curated record.